UCUCGCGAGGCCUGGACGUCACAUUCUGAACCAGAAGACACAUUUAUUAUUUAUUAUUACACAUUUGAACGCCGGAUCAGCUGCUGGGUACGCUCAGUUUUCGUCUAUCGUCAGAGAUCCUACCAAGGCUUCCAGCAUCAUAAUGGCACACGGGGUAUACGACCAGCUCUACUCCCAGGAUUUCUCCGUCGUGCCAGAUGAGUACGCUGUGCAGCCCGGAUACGACGAGGCCGGUGGAUCUCCCGAAGUCUACCCUGGAGCGCAAUCGGAACUCUCCCAGCAGGAUCAAAUUUGGGCACACCCUCACACCGAGAAAAGGGAUGACAAUAACAUCGCCAGCAUCACCUUUGGUGUCUGCAUCCUCCUGCUGAUAGCGACUCUUUUGAUCUACCUUGUACUUGCUGUGUCCACCGGACCCAGAGACACUGGAGUUAGCGAAGGCGGAGGCAGCGGCAUGGGUUCAGCAGAUGGAAGUGAUGCCGACGGCAGUGAUUAUGGGUACCUAGACCCACCGUCAGCCACGACCACCGUGGAGACCCCCACGAAGACAACGACAGAAAGUACCGCAGAAAGUACCGCAGAAAGUACCGCAGAAAGUACCGCAGAAAGUACCGCAGAAAGUACCACUGAAAGUACCACUGAAAGUACCACUGAAAGUACCACUGAAAGUACCACAGAAAGUACCACAGAAAGUACGACGACCGCAACGACGACGUACGAUCCAUUCAUCUACCAACCGCUUCUUUGCACCGCCGGUGAACGUGCACUGCGAAGGAACGCGUACCCAGUUUCCGGCAUCUGCGACAUUAUCAUCUUCACGCAUGUGAGCGUCGCAAACAGCAUACUUAGCUCCCCCAAUGGUUUAACCGCCUUCCAGACCUUCAAAAAUGUCGCAGCGACACGGUCGGAAGAUAGAUUCGCAGUUUCCUUUGACUCGAGGCACAUGAACGGAACUGAAUUUGAAGGCGUGAACGGCCGGGAGCUCGUGCGGCUAGCGUUUGCUUCUAAUAUCAAGCACUUCGCCGCUCUGUCAGUUCCAGUCAAUUACGCUGCAUUGGAGCCUUUUGAUGUAAUCAAACCGGCUAUGGAGAUCGUUAAGGAGAACCAGGAUCAGUUGAGCACAGCAUGGAGCUACCGUGUAUUAGGACUGAAGAUGUUUAACUACGACGAGCCUGGAUUCACAACUAAAUACAAGGACGCAUUCGUGGCAACCAUUAAUAGCAUCAUUGGGAGGUGGGAGAUCAACAUCUUUGUCAUGGAGACAGCCAUCAACGAUAGCGUGCCGGACUGCAGAAAUUUCCCGACCUCAAUGUGGAGCGACCCCUAUCAGACGUAUCAACCCUCAUUUGUCAAAGGAAUCGCCGUGUUAAAUGGCGUAUCUAUACCCGAGAACAUCACCGUGGCCUUUGCCUUCACGAUGGGGGUCCGUGCCUUCCGGUUUCUGAACAGUCUACCAGCCAACGAAUCGCGCAUAAAUCUCGCCUGCUUGAGAAGCGACGUUGUAUCGUACUCUCAACUCUGCGGUGCCGCAGGACAGGAUAAAGUGUGUUCCGUACGCUUGCAAGAAAUGCUGGCAUGUUCUUUCCCGUCUCAGCAGCUCAUGUACACCUUUGAAGACGCAGACACACUAAAGGAUAAGGCCAUGUGCGCCUUACAGAAGUACGGCCAGCGAAAUAUGGGUUUCCUUCUAUACGACAGCGAGUUGGACUACGAGACCGUCCCCGCCUCAUCAUCCGCUUGUCCUGGACACGCAAGUGCCUUUGCACGUAUGAAUCAUGUCAGGGCUAUUGUUGAUCUGUUCAAAAAUAAUAGCUUGCCGUCCGGCUUCGAUUACUCAAUCUGCGUCGAUUGAGCUUGAUAAUAAAGUGUGUCUCUGGACAACAAA
This is a messenger RNA of Ornithodoros turicata, 1885 nucleotides long. RefSeq lists its product as uncharacterized. The transcript is spliced from 14 exons. NCBI's taxonomy places the organism in Eukaryota, Metazoa, Arthropoda, Arachnida, Ixodida, Argasidae. The record is from RefSeq and is a predicted model, not a curated record. Bases 143 to 1852 code for a protein of 569 amino acids.